Molecule: messenger RNA, 557 nt
Organism: Plectropomus leopardus (leopard coralgrouper)
Lineage: Eukaryota; Metazoa; Chordata; Actinopteri; Perciformes; Serranidae
Gene: nenf
Product: neudesin neurotrophic factor
Cellular component (GO): endoplasmic reticulum; membrane; endomembrane system
Source: RefSeq, a predicted model, not a curated record
UCAGGGAAGUACAUGACAACGUUUCCGCGUCAAACUCGUCCAAACAACGAUCCUACCAUGUCAACAGCGCGAGUUUUUGUCCUGCUCAUUGUCCUCUCUGCCACUUUAGCAGAAGACAUUAAAUUAAAAUACAAACCGUCCACCAAACCUGUCCGAUUAUUCACUGAGGAGGAGCUGAAGAGAUACGACGGCAGCGAGGAGGGACAGCCAAUUUACAUGGCAAUAAAAGGAGUCGUAUUUGAUGUCACCAAGGGAAAAGAAUUUUAUGGAAAAGAUGCCCCAUACAACGCCCUGGUUGGUAAGGACUCCACCCGGGCUGUGGCCAAGAUGUCCCUGGACCCAGCAGACUUGACAUCAGAUACUACGGGUCUCACGAAAGAGCAGCUGGAGUCUCUGGAAAGUGUAUUUGAAGAAACAUACAAAACAAAGUAUCCCAUUGUAGGUUACACAGCGUCACGCAUCCUCAACGUGGAUGGAAGUCCCAACGAAGCCUUCAAACCAGAGGACCAGCCUCAUUUUCAAAUCAAAGAUGAGUUUUAACCUUAUUUUACCUCUAA